Molecule: messenger RNA, 3658 nt
Organism: Medioppia subpectinata
Lineage: Eukaryota; Metazoa; Arthropoda; Arachnida; Sarcoptiformes; Oppiidae
Source: the annotation of a GenBank genome assembly
UGAAUGAAUGAAUGAGUGCUUUAUAUGUCUGUCAGACACACAGACCUAUCGUAUAAUCAAGUGAUUUGUUUUCAAAACAAUAUCACUAUUCAUUUCAUCAAAUAGUGAUUCACUUCACGCGUGACUAACUCUUCGUUUCGGACCAGCUUUGGUGACCAACGAGUGAUUGGUUUUCUCGUCUCAAACAAUGGGACACAAAGUGAAAGAGUCGGAGGAAGAGCUGCGGCGACGGUUCAAAGAGUUGGUCUCUGAUCUCAAUUUGGACAAAACCAGUGCCGACGAGGCGUGGACUUCGUACCAGAGGAUUGGCAUCAACUAUACCCUCGAGGGGGAUCAAUUGCAUUGGUUGUCGUGUGCGGUAUACGUGGCCUGUCGUAAGUGUGUGACACAAACCGUCGGAAAAGUGGUCAAAAUUGAGGGCAAUUUGGUUUCGUUGACUCGUUUGCUUCGGUCGUGUAAACUAAGGUAUGUUCUCUUGUGGUCGGGAACUGCUCUCUUAGAUCCACUUCUUUCCUAUAGUUUGGUUCAGUUCUUCAGCAAAAUGAAGAAGUGGUCAGAUAUGGCCAACUUGUCGGCCGAAAUGAGACAAAAGGUGGACCAUUUGGAGCGCAACUUCAGUGUAUCGACGGUUAUCUUCAAAAAGUACAAACCUAUCUUUGAAGACGUGUUCAAAGAUCCGACUCUUGUGGUCAAUAAAAACGCUAAGAAUCGAAAGCAGAGUCGAAAGCAAUCCAUGUCUUCGACGGACGUAUUCUCGUUUUGCUGGACUCUCUUCGUUCACAUCAAAUCAAAUUUUCCUCAAAUAAGCGACGAUUUAGUCAAUUCUUUCCAUUUAUUGCUCGCAUGUAUUGAUUAUUGUUAUUACAAUUCACUUCUCGUCGACAACUCCAAGGAGUUAUUGAAUCCCAAUUUCAGUGAAUUGGUCAAAGAUAUGAAUGAAGACGGCUCUAAGAAGACGGACCGUCAUCCCUGUAUAAUACAGGCGCUGUGCGACAAAUGGCAGGGAAUAUCAGUGGAGGCGAAGACAAUCAAAGAGCACUGGUGUAAGCCUUGUAUCAAACGUAUGAUAGAGAAAGAUCUCCUUAAGUGCAAAAGUCUCGGCGUUUUCGACGUCUCUUAUUAUGACAACAAUUACAAACAUAUAAUGAAAGAAUACGAUCAGUUUGUCCUCAAUAUCGGUGACUUCGAUGAACGCAUAUUCCUUAACGAGAACGCGACCGAAGAGUUGGGAACUCCUCAGUCCGGCGACAAAGAGUUGGCAGAAUUGGUGCAAACGAGACACAACUCCAAAGAACACCCGAACCCCAACUCAUUGGUUCCGACCACUCCUCUCACGAAUCGGCAAUAUUUGAGUCAAAGGCCAAACAUAACACCAAUGACUCCGAUAGCGAGCGCUAUGAAUAGCGUGAGUCGUCUUCAGUCCAUUCUAUUGGACAGAAAGGAUGAGCCGAACGAUGCGCUCGAAUCCAUAUUCAAACUGUGUAUUAGAAAUCCAAAGGAAAAGAUUCAAACCUUAUUGAAGGCAAUGGGAGACCGAUUUCUCAAUGCAUAUAAUAAUGAUAUGCAGUCGUCAUCCCCGGCCUCUCGCAUGCUGUCGACCAAUGAAGAGAUGGGUCCGCCGUCUCCAACACCUAACGCACAAAACGAUGAGUUCGCCAAAAAGCGUCUCAAACUCUCGAUUAGUUUUUAUUACAAAUCUCUCGAAAACAUUCUUUUGAGUGAAAAGAAGAGAAUUCCAGCGGAAAAGUUGGGCGAAAGUCUGACAACGAUUCUGGAAAAGGAUUCGUUUCACUUGUCUUUGUUUACCUGUUCUCUUGAGAUCGUACUCUUCUCUUAUAACUCACCGAAACAGACGUUUCCCUGGGUUUUGGACGUCUUCUCAGAGGGAACUGAUCUCCGUUUACAUGCAUUCAAUUUCUAUAAAGUAAUCGAACCCAUCAUUCGUGAAGAGGACGGACUGUCCAGAGAUGUUGUCAAACAUCUGAAUUCGAUCGAAGAGAAGAUUCUCGAGAGUAUGGCCUGGAAGUCAGAUUCGCCGCUUUGGGAUCUGAUUCGCGCGAACGCAACUGCGAAGACAUACGUGCCGUCGUGUCUGGAAGUGUCGCUUCCCAUGAAUAACUCUGGAAGUACUCCCUCUUCGGUCUUUAAUUCUCCGGUUUCUCAUCUCAAGAAACAUGAGAUUCAGUUUUCUACGGGUUCUAUAACCGAUAGAUUCAGUUCUCCGUUCAAGAGUACUGCCAAAAGACAACUCUUCGGUUCGAUGAAAGCCGACGCUCCGACCACUUCAACGGCCGGUGCCUCACAAAUGGGACAUAUCGUGCAAAUGAUGAUUCCGGCCAACACACAGAAUGGAGAGAGAAUGUACAUUCAGGUGCCGGCUAUUGCUCUGACUAUCGCUCAGCAAAACACAACCAAUCAAAUAGAAUCGCCGGUCACUGAAAAUGGUAAACCAGUGAAGUCCGGACCGAUUGGCCUAUUCUUCAGAAAGGUAUAUACAAUGGCUGGACUCAGACUUAGAGAUUUAUGCGAACGGCUAAACAUAUGCGAUGAAGACAUUCGCAAAAAGAUCUGGACUUGUUUUGAGCACUCUCUCCGACAGCACACGGAUCUCAUGCGUGACAGACAUUUGGAUCAAAUAAUUAUGUGCGCCUUCUAUGCCAUCAGUAAAGUGACAAAACAGAGUCAGACUUUUCAGGAUAUUAUGAAGUGUUAUCGACUCCAACCACAAGCGGCCAGUCAUGUCUACAGAAGUGUUUUGAUGAGUUCUAUCCGAAGACGACGCAACUCUGGAAGCAGUGACACGAGUCGUAACUCUGGCUCGAGUUCACCACUGAUGCAAGAGGAGAAAGACCGGAUCCGAUCGUCGAGUACUCUACCGGUGCCGCACCCCAACAGUCAGCCGCCGACCCCUACACGCGUUGCCGGCACUGGAUCUCAGUUUGAGUUCGAAGAGCGCGGAGACGUUAUUAUGUUUUACAAUAACGUCUAUUUACCGGAACUCACCGUUAAAUAUAUAAUGAAAUUCUCACCAAAUAUUUCGGAAUCGCCUCCACUCUCACCGUUGCCCCGACUCAACGCUAACCAGAUGUCUCCUUAUCGACGAAUAUCGCAACGCUUCCCGUUGUAUAUCUCGCCGCUGAAGACGGCUAACUUCCCGCCGUCGCCGAACCGGCCGCUGUCCUACCGGUUCCAAAGCAGUCCCGCCAAAGACUUGCGCGCCAUCAACAAUAUGAUGAGAAGCGGUUCGCCGUCUCAAAGGGUGAGCAAAAGGAUAUUACAGGACGACAUCGAGAGCGAGAACUCGCCCACCAAAAGGCAGUGCACCGAAAAGAUUGACCGUAAGAUUCGGGACAUUGUCUCCGAGCGACAGAGCAUCGAAUCCAAUGGCGCUCUCAAUAAUAGUAACGGCAGUGCCGUUGACAGUAGUAAUGACUGACCGCAUGACUGAAUCCAAUACCCGGCCCUUUGACUGCUUGUCAAUCAUGACUUGACAUUUAAUUUGAUUUAAUAAUUAUAACCAAUGAAUCGAUAGUUUCUAAUCUUUUAUUCAAAUUCUUAACUUCUGUUUUUUGGUAGUCUUUAUAGUCUCUCUUAUAUAUUCUUUAUACUGUACAUCAGUUUUUAUCAAAAUUUUUAGCAGAUUUUCGAUCAUGGCUUC